UGUACUUCUAGGCAAAGUGUCAUCAGUUCUCCUGCUUUGCUUAUCUAAUCAAAGCCAUUCAAAGGAAACAGCUUCAACUUUCUCUCACUCACUCAUUCUAUCUGAGAAACGCUCAAGUGAGACAGUUGAGAAGUUCCCCGGAGUGCUUCAGACUAAAAUGCAUCUCUCCGUCAUCCUUGUGGCUCUCGCCUUCACAAAGUGGCUCACUGUACACUGGGUCACAGCAACCGUGGUUGAAGAUUUCAACCAUGUUGAGAGAUGCAAGGAUUCACUCUACAUGGGAACCCCACCACGGGGCUUCACUGAUCCCAGGCUCAAAAAGAUUUGCCAGCGCUACGCUGACAAACCACGAUAUGUGACCCUGUACGACCCUAAAAAACGUAUCCCAGUGUACUCUGCAUAUACCUUCAAGAAAACAGAGGGCGAUCGCCGUGUAGACUACCCCUGGAUGUAUGAGCCUCAGCUUGCAGAACUUGAUGGAAAUGGGAACAUGUUGCCUUUCCCUACUGGCUACCUACACAUGAAGUUUGAGGAUAGCCAGGCAGUUUUGGAAGACUACUCUGAUGUGGUACUGUAUGAGAGAGGCCAUCUGAACCCAGACCAGCACCAGUCUGACCCCCGUGACCGAGCUGCCACCUACACACUCACCAAUGUCGUUCCAGAGGUGCGGGAGUUCAACAUCGGACCAUGGCGCGAAUAUGAAGAGCGCAUUCGAGUACGGCUCAACAACUACUGCCGGGGCACAGCCUACAUUAUUACUGGGGUUACCUCUACCGGUAAUAUGAUCCGACGUAACAACCAGAAUAGGGUUGGCAUCCCUGACGAAGUGUGGUCUGCCUACUGCUGCACUGACUAUGACCGGAAUGCACCACACAUCGAACGCAUCCACUUCCCAACCCAAGGGGCCCUCGCCAAGAAUGCAAAGGAGGGGAAUGCUGUUCAUGAGCUCAUAUUGAUGGACUUGGAGGAGUACCUGAAGAAAAGAAUUGAUGUAGACCAGAACUUCCAACUGUUCUAUGAUAACUGCAAAGCUCCUUCCCCUCUUCCUCCCUACCUUUACCAUACUAUAUGACCUGCCACACCUUCAAUUUACAGCUUUGCAUUGGUUGUGGUUUCCUUUUUCUUGCUGUCUUUUCUAAUGUGUGUUUUUCCUAUCCCUGUCUAAUUCUAAGCAAGUUUUUAGUCUUGCAAUUUUGAGUUUUUCAGAAGUUUAAAUAAGGUUUAAAUACAGUAGUCUGAUAUUGAAGAUGUUUAUGGAAAAUGUGUCACUUUAUGGUGUAAAAAAUGGCUGUGUGAGUGAAAACAACUUUGGUUGCUUAGUUUUGUGUAGCGUUGGAAUUUUUUUUUUCUUUUCUUUUUUCUCAGCUCUCUUGUCUACACUUGGGAAACCAUUUUAUUGUCUUUAUCUUAACAUUGUACUACAUGCACAAUGUAAACGUGAACUGCCUCAAUUUGCAUAUACACAUUAAAUUGUUCACUGACACCACCUGAAGUUCUAAGUAGUGGUUUUUAAGGAUAAGUAUUGGCUGGUUUUGAUGAAGGGGGAGAGUGAAAACUCUCCUGAUGAUGUGUUGAAAAACGUGUACCAACUUAUUUCUUAAAUUCUUGUGGUUUCUUCUAUAAUUAUGACUAAUACAAACCAAUAAAAUC
Molecule: messenger RNA, 1650 nt
Organism: Myxocyprinus asiaticus (Chinese sucker)
Lineage: Eukaryota; Metazoa; Chordata; Actinopteri; Cypriniformes; Catostomidae
Product: endonuclease domain-containing 1 protein
Exons: 2
Coding region: 158-1072 (304 amino acids)
Molecular function (GO): metal ion binding; hydrolase activity; nucleic acid binding
Source: RefSeq, a predicted model, not a curated record